Setaria italica (foxtail millet) is the source of this 1798-nucleotide messenger RNA. RefSeq names its product putative E3 ubiquitin-protein ligase UBR7. Bases 211 to 1461 code for a protein of 416 amino acids. The transcript is spliced from 5 exons. Gene Ontology annotation, cellular component: cytoplasm. The record is from RefSeq and is a predicted model, not a curated record. NCBI's taxonomy places the organism in Eukaryota, Viridiplantae, Streptophyta, Magnoliopsida, Poales, Poaceae. Gene Ontology annotation, molecular function: zinc ion binding; ubiquitin protein ligase activity.
ACCCUUCCAUUAAUCCCCCCUCUCUUGGGUAUUCCUUUCCACUUCCGCAGUUCCGCUCAAUCUCAGCUCCCCUUCCAAGCAUCCCCCAUCUCUCCCCAAUCUCUCCAAUCGCGCGAGAGCGCACGCAAGCCCGGGCCCCUCUCCUCCCCGCCAAACCCUAACCCUAGCCCAAACCGACCGAGGGGUACCGGGCCGCGGGUGGCGGGAGGCAUGGCGGACACGGCGCGCGACGGCGUGGACGCCUUCGCGGACGAGGUGGAGCCCACGCUCACCAUCGGCGAGUACAUCGAGGGCAUCGAGGCCGAGGAGCUGGAGGUGGAUUUGGUGCUGGGCGGGGACGACGGCAAGGAGUGCACCUACGCCGGCGGGUACCUCAAGCGACAAGCCGUCUUCUCCUGCCUCACCUGCGUGCCCGAUGGAGUCGCCGGGGUUUGCACCGCCUGCAGCCUCGCAUGCCACGACGGACAUGAGAUUGUUGAACUUUGGACAAAGAGAAGGUUUCGUUGUGACUGUGGGAACUCAAAGUUUGGCGGUCACCUCUGCAAACUCUGCCCUGAGAAAGAUUCUGAGAAUCCAGAAAAUUGUUAUAACCAUAACUUCAAAGGUUCAUAUUGCACAUGUGGAAGGCCGUAUCCUGAUCCAGAAGCUAAAGAGCAAGUUGAAAUGAUACAAUGCUGUAUUUGUGAGGACUGGUUUCAUGAGGAUCAUAUUGGUCUUAACUCUAUUGAAGAGAUACCGCGAGAUGAGGAAGGGGAGCCACUCUAUGAGGAUUUCAUAUGCCAUAAAUGCUCACCUGUUUGUCAUUUCUUGAAACUGUAUCCUCAAACAAUCUGGGCUUCUGGUAAGCAGAAAUUGGCAUCACAAACUGAUACAAGUAAUUCAACUGUGAUGGAAGGAGGACCUUCAGAUCAGGCUAACAUUGAGAAACAUGAAAAUGGUGAUCUUGUUGAUCAUAUGUGUGGUGAGAAGACCUCCAUGGAGAAUGGUACUGCAAAAGAUAUUGCUGUUCCUGAGAAGGCCAAUUUAGGGAGCAGUUCUGGAGACAUCUGCAAGCUAGGAAUGGAUGUAAAUACGAUGCCAGCUGUUACAGAGAGAAAUAUGCCCUUUUUCAUGUCUAAAGGCUGGAGGGAUACACUAUGCAGGUGCGAAACAUGCACUAACUUCUAUGCACAACAGGGUAUUGCAUAUCUUGUUGACAAGGAGGACUCUAUUGAGGAGUAUGAGAAGAUUGCCAAGCAGAAGAGGGAGAAGAAGUUGGAGCAGCAGGAAGGAGCUGAGACAAACUUCCUGAAUUCGCUUAACCAUGUUCAGAAGAUAGAGAUCUUGAGUGGCAUUAAUGACAUGAAGAAUGAGUUUCAGUCCUUUUUGGAAUCUUUUGACUCGUCAAAACCAGUCACGUCUGAAGAUAUCCGCUCUGUUUUCGAGAAUCUGGCGAAAAAGAAGAAACAGAGGUUAUCUUAGAGCUUGUGCCACCUCAGCCCCCCCGCUAAGGCAAGCAGUCUGCUGCUGGGUAGCGUAUUGCUGGUUGGGUACCUUCAGAUACCCUGAGUAAUGUCAUCUUAGGUGCUACUGGACUUAACAGUAAUGUGUUCUAGCAGGAACAUGGUGAUGUUUAAUGUACCGAAGCCACUCGCAGUAGAUUUGGAUGGCCCAGCUGGCAAGCAACCUGUUUGCUCCUUAAUCUGAACGCUGUUAGGUAGUAAUUUACAUUGUGUUACCAUUUACGAGUCUCUUGCAGUUGCAAGUUUUACUAGAGCUGAACCAGGUUCUGCUUGAGUAUGAUGCUCGCCCUUCUCAA